This is a messenger RNA of Psammomys obesus (fat sand rat), 631 nucleotides long. RefSeq names its product kynurenine/alpha-aminoadipate aminotransferase, mitochondrial-like. The annotation marks the transcript as partial. Gene Ontology annotation, molecular function: L-kynurenine:2-oxoglutarate transaminase activity. The transcript has 2 exons. The record is from RefSeq and is a predicted model, not a curated record. Lineage: Eukaryota; Metazoa; Chordata; Mammalia; Rodentia; Muridae.
UCACGCUACCUUUAUGUGGAUUUGUGCACUGAUCCCGGUUGCGAUUGUGCAUCACAGCUGGGUCUCGCCUUUUCCCCCUCACCACAGCCUUCAGAGACUGGUGACUUAAGAUGCCAGCUGUCAGCUGCCUUAGGCCUGAGCGCGGGGCGAGAGAGGGCAUAGCCUACUGCAGUCCACCCGGCUCAGCCACGGAGCCUCUUACCGUCUCUGAGGACGGACUUUGUCCCUGCUUGCCUCCUGACCCAGGCCUAUUUAGACCUCGGACACGGAGGGAGUCGGCCUUCGGGCAGGCUGCAGCUUUAUGCACCGGCAGCUAAGGGUGCAGCCCCAGUGAGCUGGGAGUCCGUUCUAUGCGACUGUCUUUCCUAGUCGUGCGCCUCGGGACCAGCAGAGACAUGAAUUAUUCGAGGUUCCUCACUGCAACCAGCGCGGCCAGAAAGCCUUCCGCCAUCAGAUCAACAGUUGAGAUAAUGAGCAAUGCACCGAAAACCAUCAUCUCCCUGGCUCCUGGAUCUCCAAACCCAAACAUGUUCCCCUUUAAGGCGGCUGCUUUCACCAUGGAAAACGGAAAGACCUUCCAGUUUGAAGAAGAGAUGAUGAAAAGAGCCCUCCAGUACUCUCCAAGCUAUGG